This is a messenger RNA of Penicillium mononematosum, 1533 nucleotides long. RefSeq lists its product as uncharacterized. Gene Ontology annotation, cellular component: membrane. The record is from RefSeq and is a predicted model, not a curated record. Gene Ontology annotation, biological process: amino acid transmembrane transport. The coding region runs from base 1 to 1533 and encodes 510 amino acids. Lineage: Eukaryota; Fungi; Ascomycota; Eurotiomycetes; Eurotiales; Aspergillaceae. The transcript is spliced from 2 exons. Gene Ontology annotation, molecular function: amino acid transmembrane transporter activity.
AUGGCCGGCGACAUUGAAGAGAGUCGAGAGAAACACAGCCAUGGCACGUCACACAAGCUGCCGGAUUUGCAGCGAAGGCUCAAAAGCCGACAUCUACAGAUGAUCGCAAUGGGAGGUGCCAUAGGGACAGGUCUGUUCAUCGGUAGUGGGAGUGCCAUUGCUACCGCAGGCCCUGUCGGUGCCCUGAUUGCAUUCACCUUCAUUGGAUCAAUCGUGUAUUCAGUCAUGAUAGCCUUGGGUGAGGUAGCCACCUACCUACCUAUCGCAGGAGCCUUUGCCACAUAUGCGACGCGCCUAGUCGAUCCCAGUCUAGGCUUUGCAAUGGGCUGGAUCUACUGGUUUUCCUGGGCCUCGACAUUUGCCCUAGAACUGACUGCCACUGGCCUGAUCAUUCAAUAUUGGGAUGACGCGAUCCCAAUGGCGAUAUUCAUUGCUGUGUUCUGGGUUGUUAUUAUAAUUCUGAACAUGUUCCCUGUGAGCUGCUACGGUGAAGUCGAAUUCUGGCUUUCGAGUAUCAAAAUCAUCACCGUUGUUGGAUUUAUGAUCUUCGCUAUUUGCAUCAAUGCUGGCGUUGGCAGGGAGGGGUAUCUGGGCUUCAGAUACUGGGUGCAUCCAGGCCCAUUCCGCGCUUAUCUGAUCGAGGAUUCUGGACAAGACGCUCUGGCUAAAUUCGUCGGAUUUUGGGCCAUUCUGAUCAAAGCCGGGUUUUCGUACCAAGGUACCGAGCUGGUCGGUAUUGCAGCGGGUGAGACGGAAAACCCUCGCAAGAAUAUCCCCUCUGCAAUUCGGAAAACCUUCUUUCGGAUCGUGUUUUUCUUUGUCUUUACGAUUUUCUUCGUCGGCAUCGUGGUGCCAUCUGACGAUAAACGCCUUACCUCCGAUGACAGCGGUACGAAUGCGGAUGCAUCCCCCUUCGUCAUUGCUGCGAAACGCGCUGGUGUCAACGUCCUACCUAGUAUCAUCAACGCAGUCCUGCUUACCGUGGUCCUUUCCGCUGCCAAUUCGAACGUCUACAGCGGGAGUCGGAUCCUAGUCGGUUUGGCUCACGAGGGAUUCGCUCCUCGGUUUUUCUUGAAGACAACCAAACACGGCGUGCCCUAUGCAAGUGUUGGGUUUACAGCUCUUUUUGGCCUGUUGGGCUUCCUCAAUGUCUCAAAUGCCGGAGCUACGGUCUUUAACUGGUUGAUGCAAAUUGCUGGCUUGGCAGGUUUUAUUACCUGGGCAUCUCUGAAUAUUUGCCAUCUUGCAUUUAUGAAAGCCUUGGCUGCGCAAGGGAUUUCACGCGACACUCUUCCGUAUAAGGCUCCCUGGCAGCCCUUCUUCUCGUGGUACGGCUUGUUCUUCAACAUCCUUAUCAUUAUUACUCAGGGUUUUACUGCGUUCAUUCCGAAGUUCAGUGUUACGGAUUUCUUCAUCAACUACCUCAGUCUCAUGCUGUUUGCGGUGUUAUACAUUGGUCAUAAGGUUGUUUUCAGGCCGGGAUUUGUGAAGCCUGAACAGGCAGACAUUGAUACAGGACGAUUUGAGGAAUGA